This is a messenger RNA of Kluyveromyces marxianus DMKU3-1042, 1716 nucleotides long. RefSeq names its product hexose transporter HXT11 (gene HXT11). Bases 1 to 1716 code for a protein of 571 amino acids. Gene Ontology annotation, cellular component: membrane. Lineage: Eukaryota; Fungi; Ascomycota; Saccharomycetes; Saccharomycetales; Saccharomycetaceae. The transcript has a single exon. The record is from RefSeq and is a predicted model, not a curated record. Gene Ontology annotation, biological process: transmembrane transport. Gene Ontology annotation, molecular function: myo-inositol:proton symporter activity.
AUGUCGAGCGACGAAAAAGUUCCUAGUGUCUUGUCAUUAACUGACAAGGAUAAUAUUGCUGUUGAGGUUGAAUCAAAAUCAUCUGCUGACGAAGUUGAAUUAUUUCAUGGUCACAAACCCAAGGAUGAAGUUCUAGGUGAAGUCCAGGAAUUGGUCACCGAAUUUAAUCUUGGACAGUACGAAGAGUUGCUAAAACGUGGUGCUUUGCUUGCAAAUGAUCCUGAAGAACUUUUGACUGAUAAUUAUACGGACUUUGAAAGAAAUAAUAUCCGUAAGGAACUUACCCAUCCGUUCCGAUCUCUUUCUCGGGGAAUGAUUUGGGCAGCAUUGUGUACGUCAUUGGCAGCUGUUAAUUUUGGGAUGGACGAAAGUGCUGUAGGUGGUGCAGUUUUGGGCUACCAAAAAGCUUUUCACAUAACUAACCCAAAUAUUCAAGGGUUGACGUUGGCUGCACCAUAUUUGGCAGCUGGUGUAUUAACUUUACCUUUCACGGUGUAUUUAAACAAAAGGUUUGGAAGAAGGUUCAUUAUCCUUAUUAGUUGUUUUAUUGGUGCUACUGGUUCUUUCAUGCAAGCAUUUUCAAAUGGGUUGGCUCUAUUGAUGUUUGCUAGGUUGUACCUUGGUAUUGGGAUGGGCCUAUGUUCAUCCACUGUUCCAAUUUAUACUGCUGAAUGUGCUCCAGCGGUGUCUAGAGGUGCAAUUCUUAUGCUAUGGCAGAUGUUCAUUGCGUUAGGUGUUUGUCUUGGUUCUGUUUUCAAUAGAGCGUUUGUCGAAAUCAAAGGAAACCUUUCCUGGAGACUAAUGAUCGGAUCCUCUUGUGUUCCACCAUUGCUUACUGCUCUUGUGGUGUAUGUUCCACCGGAGUCCCCAAGAUGGUUGAUUGCAAAUGGUUUUUAUGAGGCUUCCUUAAAAUCUUUAUUAAGGUUAAGAAGUACUGAAGUUUCGGGUGCUAGGGACUUCUAUAUUCUUUACGAAUCAUUGAAAGCUGAACACAAGCUUUCAGCAAGACUUACAUGGGGCCAAGAGAUUGUGUCUUUAUUCUCUAAUAUAAGGAACAGGUUUGCCGUAUGGGUUUCUUUCCUCGGUAUUCUUGGUCAACAAUAUGGGGGUGUUAACAUCUUAGUGUCUUACACAGCUACAAUCUUAACGAAUGCAGGUAUUGAUCCUAUUACCGCAAUUGCUGGUUCAAUUGGUAUUGGUGGUGGCUGUUUCUUAUCUACUUUCUUAUCCUCUCAGUUAAUCGAUAGAUUUGGAAGAAGAACGAUGUUGUUAGUAACCCUUCCCGUUGAAGGUGCUUGUUUGUUUUGGUUAGGAGGAGUUUUAAAUGUUACGGAUAACCACUCUCGUCUCGGUGCAGGUUUGGCAUCCAUGUAUUUGUUUGUGUUAUUCUAUGGUAUAGGUAUCGGUCCAAUCAGUUUCACGCUAGUUGCUGAAACACCUUCCAUUACGGUAAGAAUGGCACACAGUGCGUUCGCAAUGUCAGUUAAUUGGCUCCUAGACUUUUGUUUAACGAUGACUUGGCCAAAGAUGUCCAAAUCCAUGACCACAUCUGGUGGAUUAUAUUUCUACGGUGCGUUUAAUAUCAUAAUUUGGGUCUUGACAUAUUUCACCAUUCCCGAGACAAAGAGAUUCUCUUUAGAAGAAUUGGACGAAGUCUUCAAACACGGUGUUUCCCAUUUCGCUAGGAAGAAGGCCAAGUCGUUGUUUAGAAAGUAA